This is a messenger RNA of Rhincodon typus (whale shark), 733 nucleotides long. Its product is annotated as polypeptide N-acetylgalactosaminyltransferase 15. The annotation marks the transcript as partial. The transcript is spliced from 5 exons. Lineage: Eukaryota; Metazoa; Chordata; Chondrichthyes; Orectolobiformes; Rhincodontidae. Gene Ontology annotation, cellular component: Golgi apparatus. The record is from RefSeq and is a predicted model, not a curated record.
AACUCGUGUUGUUUCUCCUGUAAUCGAUGUUAUUGACUGGAAGACAUUUCAGUAUUAUCACUCUGUUGAUCCUCAGCGAGGAGUUUUCAACUGGAAGCUGGACUUUCAUUGGGAACCAAUACCAGAAUAUGAGCAGAAAUGGCGGACAUCUCCCACGAUACCUGUACAGAGUCCAGCUGUAUCUGGAGGAGUGCUAGCAAUGAAUCGGCAUUAUUUCCAAAAUAUUGGUGCGUAUGAUCCUGCAAUGCUGAUGUGGGGAACAGAAAAUGUGGAACUGUCUCUCCGGGUCUGGCUCUGUGGUGGUUCAGUAGAAGUUCUGCCCUGCUCCAGAGUUGGUCAUGUGUACAGGAAACAUGUCCCAUAUUCUCCGCCAGAUGAAGAGAUUGUGGAGAAAAACAAAAUCCGUGUAGCAGAGGUUUGGAUGGAUUCUUUUAAAGAGAUUUUCUACAAGCAAGACAUGCCUGCAUAUCUGCUCAGUAAGAUUGCAGUUCCUGACUGUACAGAGCGACUGCAACUGCGAAAGAGGCUAAGCUGUAAGCAUUUUCAUUGGUUUUUGACGAACAUAUACCCAGAGCUCUACCUGCCUGAGGACAAAUCUGGAUAUUUUGGAGCAGCAAGACAAAGGUUUUUGCUGUACAAUAUAGGCACAGGCUAUUGUGCAAGUUAUGAGACCAAAUGGAGCACAGGUGGAUAUCCUGUAGGACUUACUCAAUGCAGUGGCCAUGGGAAUCAG